AUGCACAAUUUAUCUGGAGGGUGGCGGUAGUGCGCUAAAUUAGUCCGCAUCCGCCGUUAAACAAGCAACUGAAGAAGAAGAAGAAGGAUUAUGGGUAUAGCAUGUGGGGUGGGUUGAGUUUCAUAAGGUUACCAAAGGCAACUGUGACAAUGGAGGUAGCUUCAGCCCCGGUUCGUGAUUCAGACGCUGGCGGUAACGCCGCGGCCUCCUCGCUCUGAUGCAGCGGAUCACCAGCCUUGCUGCAUGCCGGGAGCUCGGCGGCCUCGCCUCGUGCUUACCCGGGGUCUGCUCCUGGAAGAGGGACCCGUCCUGCAGCAGGCAGCCGACCGUGCACCGGCAGUGGGUGUGGGCGUGUGUUCUACCCGCGCGUCCUUUCACCGGGGUGCCCGGAGCACAAAGCCGGAGGCUGUGCAGGCGGAGGUUCGAGUUCGCCGGUCAGAAACACAGACUGUUUAGCUCAAAGCCUGGAGCCGACGGGCCGCCGGGGAGCUCCAGCGGUCAGCCCGCUGUCUCCGUAGUCGGCAUCCCGGACCCGAUCACAUGGAUCCGGUGCAAAUGUAUCAUGUAUCUCAUCGAUCUGUACUUUGAGUUAGACAUAAACUCUGCGGAGUUUGAAAGAGGAGUAAAGCAGGCUUUGGUCCAUGUCUCCAACCUGAUGUCCAGUGGCAGAUACCACAAGCUAGUGGGGAUUGUGUCCAAUGAGAUGAUAGAUUAUGUUCAGACGAGGUGCAGGUCUCUCACCGAUGCUCAGAGACGGCAGCUCGCUGUCGCAAUGGACGAUAUUAUAUUUAUUUCCCCAGAAGACGUGUCUGUGGUCUUUGAUCAAUAUGGUAGAAAGUUCUGCUUCAUUGUCAUGAGGUGUUGGCUCCUGUCGACAUGUGAAGGCCCUGAUGACCCAGAGGGCACAAAGAUCUUCAAAGUGGCCUCUAGUGAAGAUGGUGGCCCACAGAAGAAAAUAGUGACAGCAGUCUAUGAAUUCCAACGAGAGUUGACGACUGGAGCUUCUCCUGACUGGAGAGUCACGACUGUUUGGCACUGGCACUGGAAACUGGCCGAGUGAUUUGACUCCAUUUGAUGCCAUUUGUCAGUCAUCAGGACACAACAGGGAAGUAGUGAUCGGCUGAAUUUACUUGUCCAUAAAAGACAACUUUAAGCUGGACAUCUGCGAGCAGCAGAUUGAAGAACUGUAUUAGGAUCACAUGAAAGGGGACGCAGAGCCGUAAUACUGAAGCCAUACCGACAACGGAAGACCUCAGAACUUGAUAAAUGAACACACCUCACUAGUUGAAGUGUGUCCUCUGACCCACAGAUGCUUCAGAAGCCCCCCUCCAGGGAUUUUACACCACUAAUAAAUAUCUUGUGAGCAGACUGUUCCCCGAGGUCAUACUCCUAGACCUACUCUACAACUCCUCUGAAUCACCUGUGUCAGGUGUUUUUAGCCUAGAUAAAGUAUAUGAAUAGAGUGAUGAGGUCACUGGAGGAAGACUUUUAAAGUGUCUUGUUAAAAAUAGCUGUUGAGUGUGUUAUAAAAUAAACGCCUAAGAAAAAAAACCUCACUCCUGGUCCAUGAGCUUCUUCCAGAGCUUUUAAAUCACAUCUCACAGCCAUCCUCCGCAAAUGGGGUUUGCUUAGUUGUCAUGGUGAGGGCCAUACGAUGACAACUAAGGCAUCUCCAUGACAACUUAGAAAAGUCUAUUCACUGAGGAUGACCAUGGUUGUGUCCGAAAUUCCAUCACUAUUUCCGGUGAAAUAUUACAGUAUGCUAAAAACUGGAAAGUACGCCGGCAUAAAUAUCGCACAAUGAAUUAGUGAAGACAACGUU
Perca flavescens (yellow perch) is the source of this 1822-nucleotide messenger RNA. RefSeq names its product m-AAA protease-interacting protein 1, mitochondrial. The transcript has 5 exons. Gene Ontology annotation, biological process: protein insertion into mitochondrial inner membrane from matrix. Gene Ontology annotation, molecular function: ribosome binding. The record is from RefSeq and is a predicted model, not a curated record. The coding region runs from base 218 to 1060 and encodes 280 amino acids. NCBI's taxonomy places the organism in Eukaryota, Metazoa, Chordata, Actinopteri, Perciformes, Percidae. Gene Ontology annotation, cellular component: mitochondrial inner membrane.